AUGGACUGCCCUAAUCUCAAGAGGGGCGCGGCGGCGGCGGUGCCGGUGCCGUGCCUCGCAGAAGACGCCAUCUUGGAGAUCCUCGAGCGCGCCCCCGUCCGGUCCAUCCACAGAUUCAAGUGCGUCUCGCAACGCUGGUGCGACCUCAUCUCCGACCCCGUCCACCGCAAGCGGUUCCCCCAGGCCCUAGAAGGCUUCUUCCGCACUCCGCAGCGACGCCGAUGCUGCCCGGGAAUAAGAACAUCAGGCUCCUGCAUUCCUGCAACGGGCUCCUCCUCUUUGGGCACGGCGCAGGACAAUGGGAUCUCACUAGAUGGCAGACGGGGCUACAUUGUGUGCAACCCCACCACUGAGCAAUGGGUGGCCGUGCCCAGCGCCGGUUGUCCCUCUCCAACUGACAAUGCGCCUACCUACGUCGUCUUUGACCCAGCCAUCUCGCCACACUUUCACUUGUUCCACCUCUGGGAUAAUGUUAAUCUUGGCAUGAUUGAGGUGCGCACCUAUUCGUCUGAAACCGGGAUGUGGAUCAACUGCACAAGCAAGCAGAGGAAAUGGCAAGUGGGAGGUGGAUGGAAACUAUGGCUUAAGGUUAAUGCCAGAAGCUGA
Sorghum bicolor (sorghum) is the source of this 606-nucleotide messenger RNA. Its product is annotated as F-box protein At5g07610. The coding region runs from base 1 to 606 and encodes 201 amino acids. The transcript is spliced from 2 exons. NCBI's taxonomy places the organism in Eukaryota, Viridiplantae, Streptophyta, Magnoliopsida, Poales, Poaceae. The record is from RefSeq and is a predicted model, not a curated record. Gene Ontology annotation, molecular function: protein binding.